CACGAACGUCAGAAGUCAUAUAUUUUGGUCAUUUCAUUCGUUUCAUUAUUUAGAUAUGUCUGAACGUUUGCUGCCGAAUGUAAUUUUUUGGUUUACUUAGUACACUUGUUGUUUAUUUUUGAUGUGUGAAAUUAUGAUUCUUUAGUUACUGUGAUGUGAUUAAAAACAAAUUCAUUUUUUUGAACAAACAUUGGCUGUCUUCCAUCAAACUGGAGUGGCAUAUUUCUGUCUUAAAGUAAUCGGUGCGAACGUAAUUGUUACAAAAAUGGCAUCGAAAAAUUGUUGUGUUAUGUUUAUGAUUUUCACUGUAGCGAUAGUCCAGGCGGUUAGUUACGACACUGAACUAUAUGAAACGGCGCCUUGCGACAGUAAUGCUUGUUUCGACGCUCUUCACGGUGCAUUGGGGGAUUGUUCGUGCAAUGUUGACACUAUCGACUAUUUUAAUAACGUGAAGAUUUUUCCCCGCAUUCAGAGUCUAGUCAGUAAAGAUUAUUUUCGCUUCUACAAGGUCAAUUUGAAAAAGGAAUGUCCAUUUUGGGCUGACGACAGCAGGUGUGCGAUGAAAUAUUGUCAUAUUAAAACUUGCUCGAAGGAGAGCGUUCCGGGAUAUGUCGACGAGCACGAAAUUGAGCCGCCAGCUGAAAAGUACACUAAGAUUGAUGAAACGGCUUGUAGUACUGAUGAGGACCAUGAUCCCGAUUUAGGUUACCUAAAUAUGACAAUAAGUGCAGCUAGCCAGUACGAAAUAGCGAAAUGGAAUGCCCAUGACAGUGCACUGGAGAAUUUCUGUGAAUGUGAUGACAGAGAUGUGGAGGCCGAGUAUGUGGACCUGUCUCUAAAUCCUGAAAGGUAUACAGGUUAUAAGGGACCCUCUGCUCAUAGGAUUUGGAGAAGUAUUUACCAGGAAAAUUGCUUCAGACCUAAAUUAAACCCAUAUGAAUCCUUUCCAUAUGUACUCAGUUCCGAUUUGAGUAAUAUGUGUCUAGAGAAAAGAGUAUUUUAUAGAGCAGUAUCUGGUCUCCAUAGCAGUAUUAAUAUUCAUUUGUGUUCAAAUUAUUUGCUGUCAGAAAAAGGAGUAGACUUUGCUGCACCACCUGAUGGUGAGUGGGGACCCAACUUGGAGGAAUUUCAACGCCGCUUUGAUCCAUCUCAAACCCUUAAUGAAGGUCCCAAUUGGUUGAAAAAUUUGUAUUUCGUUUAUUUACUGGAAAUGCGUGCAUUGUCCAAAGCUGGUCCAUACUUGGAAACCGAAGAUUAUUUUACUGGAAACCCCACAGAGGAUGAAGAGACAAGGGCAGCGAUAAGCAAUAUGCUGAGUGUAAUAUACUCGUUCCCUGAUCAUUUUAAUGAAUCUGCGAUGUUUAAUGGGGGUAGUCAAGCUGCAAAGUUGAAGAAUGAGUUUCGUGAACACUUCUGGAAUAUUUCGAGAAUAAUGGAUUGUGUUGGCUGUGACAAAUGCAAACUGUGGGGUAAAUUACAGACUCAAGGCUUAGGUACCGCUUUGAAGAUUCUAUUUUCUUCACAAUGGGACAGCCUUGAGGCAGAUCCGGUGCAAGGAACGCUGCCAGUCAGACAUAAGGCAAAUAAACGACUGCAGAGAACUGAAAUUGUUGCACUCUUCAAUGCAUUUGCAAGACUCUCGAAUAGUAUUCGACAAUUGGAGAACUUCAGGAUUAUGCUCAGCGCAAACAAAGAGCCAGAAGUGAAACGGAACGUAUUCGAAGGCGGUGGUGCCAACAUAAGAAGUACAAAGGAGCAGUGCUCGUCUGGCGGAGACAAGCCGAGGAUUUGGAGCUAAUGAUUAAGUUAAAUUUAUUGAUAGAUAAUUUAUUUAUUAACAUAUUUUACUAUGUAUUCCGAAUUAUUUGUUUACAUAAAAAAGUUAUGGUCCAUUUUGACAGAUGUCAAAAGUCAAGAUGCCUUAUUAAGAAUGGGAACGAACCAAUCGGAGAUCAGAUUAUGCUUUAUUUUUCUUUAUUGUUUUUUAAGUUAUUUACUAGAGUAUUUAAGAUGGUUGUAAUUACAAGAAGUUCACUGGUUUGGUUUUAGCUGUAAUUUAGAGUCUUUGACCUGUAACAAAUUCUAUAGACUCGGAUGAUUUUGAAUGUCAGAUUCAAAAUAGAUUAAAUAUGUUUGGUGGUUAACUAAACUGUUUUAAAUAUUACUAGUAUCGUAUUAUAGGUCUUUUAAAAUUUUAUGAUAUGACAAAGUCACAAAAAUAAGAGAUUCAAGUUUUUGAGAUUAAUGUAAUGACAAAUGUUAUUCUGUAGUACUUAAGUGCGCGGGGAUAUCACAUUUGCACACCAGUGAAAAAGAAGGCUUGUAAUUUUUAAGUUAAAGCUGAAUUUUGCUUGCAUUGUUUUACUUUUAUAUGUUAACAAUACAGUAAUACCCCGCUUUACGCGAGGGAUACGUUCCGAAGAAAAAUUGCGAUAUCUAAAAUUCGCGUAUAUCGAGGUUUUUGAUUAAACAUAGUCAAAAUUUAAUGCAAAAAAUCAUCACCAUCCACUUGCCCCUAUCCCUUACGGAGGGUCGGCACAGUAUGUGCUGCUCUUCCAUACAUCUCUAUCAGCCGUCAUAUCUGAAUCCACUC
Molecule: messenger RNA, 2593 nt
Organism: Papilio polytes (common Mormon)
Lineage: Eukaryota; Metazoa; Arthropoda; Insecta; Lepidoptera; Papilionidae
Gene: Ero1L
Product: ero1-like protein
Exons: 2
Coding region: 266-1798 (510 amino acids)
Biological process (GO): protein folding in endoplasmic reticulum
Cellular component (GO): endoplasmic reticulum; endoplasmic reticulum membrane
Molecular function (GO): FAD binding; protein-disulfide reductase activity; thiol oxidase activity
Source: RefSeq, a predicted model, not a curated record